Molecule: messenger RNA, 2205 nt
Organism: Ogataea parapolymorpha DL-1
Lineage: Eukaryota; Fungi; Ascomycota; Pichiomycetes; Pichiales; Pichiaceae
Exons: 1
Coding region: 1-2205 (734 amino acids)
Biological process (GO): mitochondrial RNA 3'-end processing; RNA catabolic process
Cellular component (GO): mitochondrial degradosome
Molecular function (GO): ATP binding; RNA helicase activity; hydrolase activity, acting on acid anhydrides
Source: RefSeq, a predicted model, not a curated record
AUGCUGCGUCUCUUCGUGCGACAUCUGUCCACACGGACGUCAAGAACGAAAGAGAUUGUUAGGGAUGUUAUAGGGAAUUUAAGAAAAGACUGGGAAGCAGGCAAACCCCUUCAGUACCCGCCCUUGAAGUCGAUGCCGUCUGAUUUCCUGAAAAAAGAUUCCUUAUUUUCAACUAUUUUGUCACAAACGCAGUUCGAACUUCUUCGAAAGUCGGAGCCAGUGACAAACGAGCGCUCGCUAUUUUCUAGACAAUACACGUAUGAAAAUGCCAACAAACUUGUCAACCACCUUGUUGAAAAUGAAGACAAGCUAGAAAAGUAUCCCAUCACCGUGAUUCAAGGCAAAGACGGUCGUUCAACGCUGCACUGCACGAUCCAGAGGAUUGUUGAACAAAUGGCCUAUCACAGACUGAGGCCACUCUAUGCUCAGCAAGUUUACGAGGACUCCUCCAAUUCCCAGAAUUACAACAAGAAUAUGACUUUGAACUCGUUAAAUCUCGACAAUCCCUACGCAUGGUACCCGGAAGCGCGUAAACUCAAAAGGAAGAUCAUCAUGCAUGUUGGGCCUACCAACAGUGGAAAGACAUACAACGCUCUUAAACGGCUCGAGACUAGUUCCAAAGGGUAUUAUGCUGGUCCCUUACGGCUGCUGGCCAGAGAGGUUUUUGAAAAGUUCCAAAAUAAAGGCAUAAGGUGCAACCUGAUGACUGGAGAGGAAGUUCUUCUUGACUCUGACAAGUACGGGAACAAAGCAGGACUAACUUCUGGCACCAUUGAGAUGAUUCCAAUGAGUGAACCGUUCGACGUGGUCGUUGUGGACGAGAUCCAAAUGAUUGGCGACCCAUUUAGGGGGUCUGCAUGGACAAAUGUGAUUUUGGGAGCGCGGGCCAAGGAAAUACAUCUCUGUGGAGAAGUUUCUGCUGUGCCGCUAGUGGAAAAGCUCGUCGCCAUGACUGGAGAUGAUAUUGAGAUUAACAAUUACAACCGUCUUGGGAAGCUUGCUGUGGACAGUGAAGCUAUUUCGCUAGACGAGGUCCAGCGUGGAGAUUGUAUAGUUGCAUUCAGCAAGAAGCAGAUCUUGACGAUCAAGGCUCAGAUCGAACGUGACACCAAUCUCAAAUGUGCUGUUAUAUACGGAGCCCUUCCCCCAGAGACGCGAUCCCAAGAGGCCAGGAUGUUCAACGAUGGAGAGUACGACGUUGUUGUUGCCUCAGAUGCCAUUGGAAUGGGGCUGAACCUGAAAAUCAACCGUGUGGUGUUCACCACACUGGAAAAAUACGAUGGACGAAGAAUGACAGCAUUAUCCAAUUCGAGUAUCAAACAGAUUGGUGGCCGUGCAGGAAGGUUUGGAAUUGGAGAAGGCGUGGGUCAUAUCACUGCUCUAACAGAAGCGGACCUCAACAAGAUACGAGUGGUGAUGCAGGCACCUAUCGAAUAUCUCGACAAAGCUGUUCUUUGGCCGUCAGACCCGCAGUGGAUGCACUAUUAUUCCAUGUUCCCCAAGAACACGAAACUGAUAACCAUGUUUCGUAAGUUUGAGGCCGACUUGGACAAGAGCAUGCGCACCAAUCCUAAAGAAUCGAUCUUUCGCAUACAGCAUAUGGAUGACCAGAUGUCCAUGGCCAAAUUCAUCAAUGAACGCCAUUUGGAAGACGAUUUUGCCAUUUCUGAUCAGCUGCGUUUCAUUUCUUGUCCUUCAGUUCUGAAACUAAAAGAUUCACCAAUGCACGCUAUCCUUACCGACGUCUUCCAAAACUACAUGAUCACAGUUGCUCAGAGACUAAAGCGCUCUGUCUUUGACUACAAGUCAAUGCCAUUGUACUUGACCACAACGAGCCAUUUAUCUUUGGACCCAGCAAAGCCUAAGCUCCACAAGAAUUUCACAAAGUCGUUUGGGGUGGAAGCUGUGCCCGAGCGCAUGAAGAGAAAAAUUGAAAACGCAGCCAGACGCACUAAAGAGAAUCCUUUUAUCGGCAAGAGGACCUACAUUGGUGAUUUCAACCCUAUAGAGGAUAGACUGAUGAGACUCGAGCAAUUUCACAGGUUACUGACCGCUUAUUUGUGGCUUACGUAUCGAUUCCCACAAAACUUUGUUCACCUCGAGCUGGCUACGAAGCUGGUUGUUCUGGUUGAGACAAAAAUUUCAGAAAUGUUGAUGAAUGUCAGUUUUGCAAAACAGAUGCAGGAAAGGUGGCGUGUGCGUUAA